Neltuma alba is the source of this 1154-nucleotide messenger RNA. Its product is annotated as elongation factor Ts, mitochondrial-like. The transcript is spliced from 7 exons. Gene Ontology annotation, biological process: mitochondrial translational elongation. The annotation marks the transcript as partial. The record is from RefSeq and is a predicted model, not a curated record. Gene Ontology annotation, molecular function: protein binding; translation elongation factor activity. Lineage: Eukaryota; Viridiplantae; Streptophyta; Magnoliopsida; Fabales; Fabaceae.
UACUCUUACGGCCUUCGCCUACUCCAUUGAAGCAGCUUCAGCUCAGCUCUGUUGAAGAUUAUUGGUUGUCUGUUGUUAUGGCUUUCUCUGGAGGUGCAAGACGGCUUUGUAUAAAGCUUUCACUGGUUAACAGUAGUGGUUAUGGGCGGCAUUUUACUACUUCGACCUGCAAAAGAGCUUCGUCUGAAACAUCAUUUAUUUCUGGCGACGCCAAUUCGCAAUUGGGUAUAGGAAUUUUUCUCAGACGGUUCAGCAUCGCUGCUUCAGACCAAACGAAUCUUAUAAAGCAACUGAGAGAAAGAACAAGUGCUCCUAUCAAAGACGUUAAAGCAGCUCUAGUUGAUUCCAAUUGGGACAUCGAACUGGCUCAGAAGGAACUGAGGAAGAGGGGAAAGGUUCUCGCUUCAAAAAAGUCCUCUCGAACUGCUGCAGAAGGUUUGCUUGCCCUGGCCCAAAAUGAGAACAAGACUGCUGUUAUUGAACUUAACUGCGAAACUGACUUUGUUGCUAGAAACGAGAUCUUUCAGUUCUUGGCAUUGUCUUUGGCAAAGCAAGCUUUGUUGGUUGAAAAUGCUUCUCAGCAGGCUUCUUGUGGCUUUCAAGUUGGACCAGAAUCUUUGGAGAACAUGGUGUUGCAUCUUGAGCAUCCAAAGAUCAGUGGAGAGACAACUGUUCAAGGUGCAAUCACUGAAGUGGCUGCAAUAAUGGGAGAGAAUGUAAAACUUAGAAGAGGCUUUGUGAUGUCAACACCAUCUCAGGGUGUUAUAUCUACAUACCUCCAUACCAGUCCCCAACCAUGUUUGGGUCGCAUUGCUGGAAUUUUGUCUCUUGAAGUAGGUGAUAUUAAAACUCAACUGGAUGCAAUUCAGCGGGUAGGAUCAGAAUUGGCCAUGCAUGUAGUGGCAGCAAAACCAUUAUUCCUAUCAAAGGAACUUGUUUCUUCUGAAGCAUUAGAGAAUGAGCGUGAAAUUCUUAAAUCUCAGGCUGAAGCCUCUGGGAAGCCUCAGAUUGCCAUAGACAAGAUGGUAGAAGGACGUUUGCGUAAAUAUUUUGAGGAAGUUGUGCUUCUGGAGCAGAAGUUUAUCAUAAAUGAUGCUAUGAAUGUAAAGGUAUGCAAGGUUCCACUGCAUCAAGUCUCUUUAAUAAGUGAAAAA